GCAGACUAGUCACAGCACUGCAUUCCCGCCUUCCCAGGAUACACUUCCACUUCAGACAGCUUGAUUUUACUUUGAGUCUGCGCGUAUUCCCCUAUGUACCACUUGGCAAUUAGGAUAUGGUUGGUGGUAGUGAUUGUGCUGUUCGGGAUCGCCUCGGGCAGUCUCAUGGACGGCACCUGUAGAGGGAGAAUGGGUAAUCGUGAGAUCUACAACAAGGUUGAUCGAGUUUGUGAGGACUGUGUUAAUAUCUUUCGAUUACCAGGGUUGGAAGGCUUGUGUAGAGAUCGGUGCUUCUACAACGAAUGGUUUCUGCUUUGUCUGAAGGCUGCCAACAGGGAGGACGAGAUCGAAAAUUUUAGAGUGUGGAUAAGUAUUCUGAACGCCUGAAAAUGAGUUUGAGAACAGGUUUUCUGUUAGGAUAAUGGUACCCACAAGUGACAUUCCAGUCUGAGCCUACAAGGUCUAGCGGUCACGCAGAGCAUGUAUAGGAAAGAUUACAUGUGAAAUAUUGUCUGAUCUGCAGUCUAUCAUGACCUAGAUCCCUGUUUAUUUUGCAGUUCAUAUAUUGCACUGAUCAGAAUUUGGAAAAAAAAACAAUAAGCAAUAUC
This is a messenger RNA of Penaeus monodon (black tiger shrimp), 608 nucleotides long. Its product is annotated as molt-inhibiting hormone-like. Gene Ontology annotation, biological process: circadian rhythm. The transcript has 3 exons. Gene Ontology annotation, cellular component: extracellular region. The record is from RefSeq and is a predicted model, not a curated record. Gene Ontology annotation, molecular function: neuropeptide hormone activity. Lineage: Eukaryota; Metazoa; Arthropoda; Malacostraca; Decapoda; Penaeidae. The coding region runs from base 94 to 387 and encodes 97 amino acids.